This is a messenger RNA of Conger conger (European conger), 2065 nucleotides long. Its product is annotated as ADP-ribosyl cyclase/cyclic ADP-ribose hydrolase 1-like. The transcript has 8 exons. NCBI's taxonomy places the organism in Eukaryota, Metazoa, Chordata, Actinopteri, Anguilliformes, Congridae. Gene Ontology annotation, biological process: positive regulation of B cell proliferation. Gene Ontology annotation, cellular component: plasma membrane. Gene Ontology annotation, molecular function: NAD+ nucleosidase activity; phosphorus-oxygen lyase activity. The record is from RefSeq and is a predicted model, not a curated record. The coding region runs from base 56 to 1027 and encodes 323 amino acids.
AGGCGUAGGCAGUGCCAUAUUAGCUGGUGAAUCACAGACAGAAAUCCUGCACUGUAUGCCCGGGGGCAUGGUGCGGCAGAGAAGAGCUGUUCUGGCGUCUGACGACCUCAAAGAAACGCACGACAUCCCAGCGACAGCUACACCUGCAAGCAAACCCCGGGGUUCAGAAAUGGACUAUCAAGCGCCUUCCUCGCGGAGGAGGAGAUGCACAAAGCCGCUGCUCCUGGGCGCCUGUGUCCUGCUCUUGCUGUUGAUCGUGGGCAUUUGCCUGGGGAUCGAGUUCAGCGGCGCAGUUCCUUCCAACAAGGACUUCAAAACUGUGACAAUCUCUAAAUGCAAAGAAUUCUUGAAAAAUACCUCAAGUGAGAAUAAAUGUGAGGAGGUGUGGGAUGCUUUCUCAAAGGCCUACGUGGGGAAGGACCCCUGUGAGGUUCCCAUGGAGGCCUACGACCCCCUCAUGCAGACCGUCAGAGAGAAAGACGCCUGUAACAGAAUGUUGCUCUGGAGCAAAACAAAGCUCUUUGUCCGCCAGCUCAGAGAGGCCCAGAAAUGUCUGCCGAAACUGCUGGCCCUGGAGGACACACUGCUGGGCUUCGUCAUGGACGGCCAGACCUGGUGCAGCAAGAAGGGCAGCAAAGAAACCUUCACCAAAGGCUGUCCCAAAUCAGAUAAGUGUGAGAGGAAUCCGGUCCGGUCCUUCUGGAACCGAGCCUCAGAAGCAUUUUCCCAGGCAGCUUGUGGUGAAGUCACUGCGAUGCUGAAUGGGUCAAUAAGCACACCUUUCAAUAACAACAGCAUAUUCGCCAGCAUUGAAGUCAAGCAGUUGAGCCCCCCCCAAGUGAAGGCCUUGAGCGUCAUCCUGGUCACCACAGGAAAUGACAAGGAAACGUGUGAAAACGAUUCUCUGAGAACUCUGCAAAAUGCUGCUUUGGACCGAGAGCUGGAGUACACCUGCAAAGAGCUGGAUGGGUCCAAAAUCUUGGAUUGCAUCUCAGAUCCCGACAGGCCCUGUGGUGACUGCUGGUGACGCAAUGAGGGAUGUGAGAGGCGGGGCCCCCCAGCAGCUUGUCCAAUCAGAAUGUCUGAUUCAGAAAAGGGCCGUUGGGGGGGCGUUGGCAUCCUUGGUGGUGGUCAGUGAGGCAGUGUUGCACACACACACACACACACACACACACACACACACACACACACUCUCUCACACACACACACACACACACACACUCUCACACACACACACACACACUCACACACACACUCACACACACACACACACACACACACACUCACACACUCACACUCACACACACACUCUCACACACACACUCACACACACACUCACACACACACACACACACACACACACACACACACACACACACACACACAUUGGUGAUGGUCAGUGAGGCAGUGUUGCACACACACACACACACACACGUUGGUGGUGGUCAGUGAGGCGGUGUUGCAAGGCUGUGGAACAGAGCCCAGCUUGUGUUUGGUGAUGGGUGGGGGUUUGGGUGUAGGCAGAUUAACUAAUAGAGUAAUAAGUUACUAGAAAUCAUUUCUAAUUAAGAGAUCCAAUGAAAGAACUGUGAACAAAAGGACAAAAGGUUACCGAUGCUGCAGCAACAAGUUCGACAGUGUAGGUCGAACAAACUCCCCAUUGAAGUCAGAACUGUAGAAUCUCUUCCCACCUUCAAGCGUACCUUCAAGCAGCACCUCUCCCCAUCCCUACCUACCUCCCUGUGAACCUUAAUUGUUGUCUUUCUGUGAUUUACUUUUUUGUGUAUCAGUAUUUUUAGUUUGGCUAGGUAAGCAGUGUUUGGCUAGUCAAGGGGUUUGGUCAUACUUUUGCGUUUUGUUUGUUUGUUCUUCUGUAAAAAACCCCAAAAAGAAAUUCAAAUUGGCCCUGGUCCUUAUCUUUGUUGUACUGGUAGCAGUUGAAAUUUUACUUCCCGCUAUGUCUUUCAGCGAACUUAUCCCUGGUUAUGGGUAUGCACUUUGUUGUACGUCGCUCUGGAUAAGAGCGUCUGCCAAAUGCCAUUAAUGUAAUGUAAUGUAAUGUCGA